Molecule: messenger RNA, 3617 nt
Organism: Electrophorus electricus (electric eel)
Lineage: Eukaryota; Metazoa; Chordata; Actinopteri; Gymnotiformes; Gymnotidae
Gene: syk
Product: spleen tyrosine kinase
Biological process (GO): intracellular signal transduction; protein phosphorylation
Cellular component (GO): cytoplasm
Molecular function (GO): ATP binding; non-membrane spanning protein tyrosine kinase activity
Source: RefSeq, a predicted model, not a curated record
UUUUGGUGAAAAAAGCAAGUUAAAUGGCUCACGUGUUACUAUUAAGUAAAACUCUGCUAUUACACCAGCUGAGAAUAUAUCCACAAUCUCCUCUGCUCAGUGGAUAGUGUACAUACACACGUGCCUACCCAUCAGCAAAAUUUCCUUCCUGCGCAAAACUGCUGUAUAACAAGAGGAACAUAUUCUACCGUGCGUCAAAGUAGGUGUGUAUAUAUAGCUACACAUCUUGUGCUGCAAUCGUUAUUGUGUAGAAGAUCAUAAGGAGAAUCAUUUCAUCGCCUGAAAACGUUGGUUAGUUUGUAGUUCUGUUUCGACAGAGGUUUCUCUGAAGAAAGCCUAAUAUCCACAAAAUAUAGAAACUGCAAACGUAGCUCCUUACUUAGGACAGGCUACUGCUUAAUAAGAAGAGUUUCGGAUUUUGUUUCAGCCGAUCUCACGUAGACACGUACAGUAGGUAAUGUAUGAGUGGCGAGGUUCGUUUUGUCGUAUUGAACACGGCUCGGUUUUUUUUCGCAAUGCACAUUGUUGUCGAAGCUAUGAUAUUGCGCCGUUGGAUGUAAUCUGCUGCUGAUGCAGGCAAGAUGCACAGAAGAUGCAGGAAAGAUAAAAGCCAUAGAAAAAGACGUAGCAUGCUGGGACAGUAGUGAGUAGGAUUCCUCUGGGCAGUCGCAGCUGGCCGUACCAGCAUGGCGGACUUGGUGCAGGGCCUGGCCUUCUUUUACGGCAACAUCACACGAGAGGAGGCAGAGGACCAUCUGAAGCAGGGAGGACUGAGCGACGGCCUCUACCUGCUCCGGCAGAGCCGCAACUACCUGGGUGGCUAUGCCCUGUCAGUGGCCUUCAGCCGCCAGUGCUACCACUAUACCAUAGAGAAGGAGCUGAACGAGACAUACGCUAUAGCGGGAGGCAAGUCGCACCGCACACCGGCGGACGUGAUCGACUACCAUGCGCAGGAAUCGGAUGGGCUCAUCUGCCUCCUGAAGAAACCCUGCAAACGGCCGCGUGGGGUGCAGCCCAAAGUGGGUGCCUUUGAGGACAUUAAGGAGGAGCUGAUCCGGCUGUAUGUAAAACAGACCUGGAAGCUGCAGGGUGCCGCGUUAGAUCAGGCAAUCAUUAGCCAGAGACCUCAGCUGGAGAAGCUGAUCGCCACCACAGCGCAUGAGAAGAUGCCCUGGUUCCACGGCACCAUUACGCGUGACGACUCGGAGCCACGGUUACUCAGUGCUCCGCAAACGAAUGGCAAGUUUCUGAUACGGCAACGAGAUGCCAGUGGCUCUUUUGCUCUUUGUCUCUUACACAAUGGCCAGGUCAUGCACUACCGCAUAGACAAGGACAAAACUGGCAAACUCUCAAUUCCUGAUGGGAAGAAGUUUGACACUCUCUGGCAGCUGGUGGAGCACUACUCCUACAAGCCCGAUGGACUGCUCAGGGUGUUGACUGAACCCUGCCCACGACCUGAUGGCCGUCCAACAAUUCCUUCCAAUCAUCCAAUGCGACUUGCCACAGGUGGGAUUCUCUCCAGAAUCAAAUCCUACUCCUUCCCCAAACCUGGCCACAAAAAGAUCAGAACAACUACCUCAAGUGCCCAGGCCUCCAAUUCCAACCCUUAUGCCACAAGGCCAAAACUGUCCACCACAGAAGCUAUGCCCAUGGAUACUGAGGUGUACGAGAGUCCAUACGCAGACCCAGAUGAGCUGCGCUCAACUACGGUGGAUCGGAAGGACUUGUACUUGGAGGAUGGCGAGCUGGGCUCAGGCAACUUUGGCACUGUACUCAAGGGUAUCUAUAACAUGAGGAAAAACCAGAAGCCAGUGGCGGUGAAGAUCUUGAAGAAUGAAGAGAACAAUGUGGCCGUGAAAGAGGAGAUGCUACGUGAGGCUCAGGUUAUGCAGCAGCUAGACAACCCCUACAUCGUGCGCAUGAUUGGCAUCUGUAAGGCCGAAAACCUCAUGCUGGUUAUGGAGCUGGCCGAGCUGGGGCCCCUGCACAAGUUCCUGCAAAAGAACAAGCACAUCAGUACGAAGAAUAUCACAGAACUUGUGCAUCAGGUCUCAAUGGGGAUGAAGUACCUCGAGGAGCACAACUUCGUCCACAGAGACCUAGCUGCCAGGAACGUGCUCUUAGUCACCCAGCACUACGCAAAGAUCAGUGACUUUGGCCUGUCUAAAGCGCUCACUGAGGAGGAGAACUAUUACAAGUCCCAAGGCCACGGAAAGUGGCCGGUAAAGUGGUACGCACCUGAAUGCAUGAACUUCCUCAAGUUCUCCUGCAAGAGUGAUGUGUGGAGCUUUGGUGUCCUGAUGUGGGAGGCUUUCUCGUAUGGACAGAAGCCGUACAAGGGCAUGAAGGGCAACGAAGUCAUCCAGAUGAUAGAGAAUGGGGGCAGGAUGGAUGCCCCACUCAACUGCCCAUCUGAGAUGUAUAAUCUUAUGAAAAAAUGCUGGACAUACAAGCCAGAGGAGAGGCCUGGCUUCUCAGUUGUGGAGCCCAAGCUAAGAGACUACUACUACGACAUCUCUCACUGACCACUGGAUACAAUGUACACUGCUAGAAGAGGCAGGAUGUAUGAAAAGCAAUACAGUUGGAGCUGUUUGGACAUGGAGUUUAAAUGAGUUCAGAAUUUAGGACUAGUUAUCCUGUAAAAUAGUUAACAGUUGAAAGGUCUGCUAGUGUUGAGAUACUAGGAGAAAAAACAGAUUUAAGGAGUAGUAAGACUGAACAUUUUCUUUUCUCUGUUAUUUAAUGCAUGCUUGUUCAAAAUGUUUUCAUGUAAACUGUAAGCCAAAGUUUCAAUCAGUAACCACCUGACUUGGCAAUUUUCCUAUAAUAUAUUUCCUAUAGCUUAUAAAAGUUUCCUCUAGUAUAUUAUUUGGAAUACUAGUUUCAGUUGUAUAAUUUUUCUACAUUUAUAUUGAUACUCAGCAAUACAAUGCAUUACUUAGUACUUAUCAAAUUAAAACUUCUUCACUUUUAACCAUGUAUUAGUAUUGCAAGCUGAAAUAAGGUGACUUGAUGCUUAAAACAGGCAUUGAGCCGAGGUUUGAGCACGUGUUGAAGAGAACACAUUUCAGCUGCAAAAGCAAUAACUGUCCACACCUAGAAAGAAUGGAACACCCCCUCCCUCCCAGUAUUAUAAUCCCAAACUCAUAGUCACUGUAUUUGCCUGGAGUAAUUUGCAGUGCUAACUGAAGGGAAGUUAAAGUGUACCAUUUUGGUGGAUGGUACAUGGAUGCUCCUAAUCAGAAGCUGGUGUGGUGCAGAUGUAUAGAUAGCAGAGAGCCUCUUCUCCCUGCUGCAACUGGUUUGCUUCCUACAGAGAGCAUUCCUCUUCAUAUCCAUUUUCACUCAUGCCAUAUAUGUGAUCUUUUGCAUGUUUUAGGUUUUUUUUUUCAUUUUAUGCACAAAGACUGAAAACUGUUGCUUAUAUAAAACUGUGAGUCCUGCAAUAUUUUUCCCCACAUUCAGAAAUGUACACUAUAUGUCAAGAUGUCUCUAUAAGGUUUAAAUUUUGACAUUCAUGAUUGUUGUCAUUCAAUGCUUAUUUCAAGCCCUUUAGUUCAACUGACUUCCUAGUUAAAGUUACCAUCCCUGCUUCCCAAUCCCAGUGAGCGUGAAAU